This is a messenger RNA of Lepisosteus oculatus (spotted gar), 4402 nucleotides long. Its product is annotated as solute carrier family 13 member 2. The record is from RefSeq and is a predicted model, not a curated record. Lineage: Eukaryota; Metazoa; Chordata; Actinopteri; Semionotiformes; Lepisosteidae. Gene Ontology annotation, biological process: transmembrane transport. Gene Ontology annotation, molecular function: transmembrane transporter activity. Gene Ontology annotation, cellular component: membrane.
GGCAAGUCAGAAUAAAUGGGGAUCUGUCCUAAUCUUGCUGUCGGGGACUAAGGCCGUCAAAACAAAUGUCUAAGGUCAGUGUACCAAGACAUUGGAGACCCCAUCCUGCCUGAACUUCCCUGACUUGAAUUUUGAGAUUGAUUUAGGUUUUGUGUUACAACGCAUCUGAGUCAAAAAGGGACAGUUCUGCUGCACCCUGCUUUGAGAUACGAAUCAGUAUGGCCCAUUAAUAAAAGAAAACAACUUGUUAUCAAGAAGGAGCCUGAAAGAUGCGUUGUAGCAGAGCCUGAAGGAAAAAAAAAAUUGCAGCCUCCCCUAAUUCCUUGGUUAAUGUUUACUUCUCCUGCUAUAUAAUAUAAACUUGCAUCUUUGCUUCCUGGCUUUCUUUUCCUAAUGGAUCUCAGGUCCCACUGAGCUAAUUAAACAGUAUUUUAUCUCUUCCCUUUUCCUCUCACUUUGGUCUGCAUAUCUUGCUUUGUUUUAUACUCACAAUCGCUUUUGAGCAAACACAGUCAUGUCUACCUUUUGGAGCUGGAUAUGGGCUCAUCGGAACUACCUGAUCAUCUUCCUCACACCUCUGCUGUUGCUGCCUCUGCCUCUGGUGAUUCCGACCAAGGAGGCAAGCUGUGGGUUCGUGAUCAUCCUGAUGGCUCUGUACUGGUGCACAGAGGCCCUUCCUCUCUCCGUCACUGCCCUGCUGCCCGUGGUGCUCUUCCCCAUGAUGGGCAUCAUGACGUCUUCCAAUGUGUGUGUCCAGUACCUGACAGACAGCAACAUGCUGUUCAUUGGGGGUCUGCUGGUGGCAAUAGGUGUGGAACACAGGAACCUGCACAAGCGCAUUGCCCUGCGAGUUCUGCUCGUCGUAGGAGUCAAGCCUGCCUUUCUCAUGAUGGGCUUCAUGGGCACCACUGCCUUCCUGUCCAUGUGGAUCAGCAACACGGCCACCACCGCCAUGAUGGUGCCCAUUGCGCAGGCCGUGCUGGAGCAGCUCAGCAACAGCGAGGCCGAGGCCGACCAGCUGGAGCUGCAGAACGGGCACGCCAACCACAGCUUCGAACCCGACCCCAAGACUGGCCUUCCGGCCGAGCACAAGGACGGCACGGAGGAUGGCAAAGGCACGUGCCCGGCGAUGACCAUGGAGGCGGGCGUCGACGCUGCCAGCGAGAUGGCCAGCCGGCGGGCGGAGAAGUACGCCAACCUGUACAAAGGGAUGAGCCUGAGCGUGUGCUACGCGGCCAGCAUCGGGGGCACUGCCACGCUGACCGGCACCACCCCAAACCUCAUCCUCAAGGGCCAGAUUGACAAGAUCUACCCCCAGAAUGGAGACGUGAUCAACUUCGCCAGCUGGUUUGGAUUUGCUUUUCCGAACAUGGUCCUCAUGCUGUCUCUGUCGUGGGUCUGGCUCCAGUUCAUUUAUCUGGGCUUCAAUCUCAAGCAGACGUUUGGCUGUGGUGGUAAAACUGCCGCGGACAAGCGGGCGUACCAGGUGAUAAAGGAUGAGUACAAGAAGCUGGGCGGAAUGAACUUCUCCGAGGUGGCCAUCCUGAUUCUCUUCGUCACACUGGUGCUGCUCUGGUUCACAAGGGAACCCGGCUUUAUACCUGGAUGGGCCACGUAUCUCUUCAACAAGAAUGACGAGCAGUUUGUCACUGAUGGGACGGUGGCGAUAUUCAUGUCCCUGCUGCUGUUUGUAAUCCCAUCGGAGCUCCCGGAGUUUUCUUUGUCUGGCAGCACAACGGAUGGAGGCAGGAUCAAGGCCCCGAAGCCUCUGCUGAUCUGGGAGGUGGUCCAUGAGAAGAUGCCCUGGAACAUCAUCCUGCUCCUGGGUGGCGGGUUCGCCCUGGCCAAGGGCAGCGAGGAUUCGGGGUUGUCUAAGUGGCUGGGUCAGAGUCUCUCCCCGAUGAAGGAGAUCCCUGCGCCCGCCACGGCCAUCCUGCUGUCCUUCCUGGUGAGCACCUUCACCGAAUGCUCCAGCAACACCGCCACCACCACCCUCUUCCUGCCCAUCCUGGCCUCCAUGGCCACAGCCAUUCAGCUCAACCCUCUGUAUGUCAUGCUGCCCUGUACCAUCUGUGCCUCCUUGGCCUUCAUGCUGCCAGUGGCCACCCCACCCAAUGCCAUUGUCUUCUCCUACGGAAACCUCAAAGUCAUAGACAUGGCAAAAGCUGGAGCUAUGCUGAAUGUAAUAGGUGUCCUCUCAAUAAACCUGGCCUUGAACACCUGGGGAACAGCCAUCUUCCAUCUGGACACGUUUCCCACUUGGGCAAACAUGACAGACAACGCUCCCUGAGCCACACGCACUGUGAGGUGAGGGACAGGGACAUAGAGAGAUGGCAGAGGGAGGGGAGGAAGAGAUCUGCGACUGGGGCCGGAUUGUCCAAAACCACAGCCCUACCACAGGAUCUUCAUCAUCAUCAUCACUGUCAUCAUCAGCACCCCCAAAGACUGGCUUCUCUCCUCCCCCAGUAGAUAGAGCCGAUUCUCUCUCGUGUUUCCAGCCUUCUCUAAUACAGCAGGAAACCUCAAGCAAGUUCUUUCAUCCCCCCGUGAAACAGCAUCCACACAGAGGAAGAGAAAGAGGAACUUGACCAACUGAGAUUCAGAACUUCUCGCCCUCCUCAUUCACGCGGAGGGCUUGACCGAUGUCAGGGGCUGUAAUUCCACGGGCUACGAAACACAAUUCAGAUAAAUUAAAUUAAGUUAUAUUAUUUCUCAUCAAACGAACACGUUUCUGAGAGCACGGCAAGCAUUUUUUUUUACAUUUUGUAUCUUUACAGGGUUACCUUUGUGGUUUUGUUAAUAUCGAGAAAUUGUUGUAUGAAUUACGUGUCUCCCUUCACAUAUGAGGAUCAGGGAUCAAUUAGGAUCUUUUAACAUGGGGUUUUACAGCUUCAUGGCAUUUUGCAACAUUUUUCUCAGGAGCCUUCUUGCAAUAAUUUUGCAUUGCAUUGUCUCAGAAACUCAACGUAAAGACACUUUCUAGCUGAACGAUAUAUGCAAGGCUGAAGUCUGUAGUAGUCUGAAUAGAGAAAGCUCCCCUGUUUGGUUAACUCUUAAAAAUGUAAUCAGAUAUUUUUUUUUAAAAGCCAACAACAUGUGUGUUGAUUAAUUAAAAAAAAAAUACUUUGACUAAUUGUUUGUAUGUCUAGUAUAUUGUAAAUUAAACAAGCCUUUGACAAGCAGGUACUGUAUAUGCAAUAAAGUAUGUAGCAUUUUUAUUAUAUACUGUAUAUAGCAAAGGGCUGCUGUAUAGAAUUUAUAAUACUAUUCAUUUUCUUCUGAAGUUAAAGUUUAAAUAUAUUCCACAGUAUUUAAUUGGAGUCAUAGGUUAAUGGGUUUAUAAAACAGCUCAUAAAAGAGAUAAAAAAGCUACAACACUUCCUUGUUCAGCUUAUUCAAAAAAAAUUACUGUAUAAGCAUAUCUUAACUAUUGCUUAGUUUUCCAUUUUUCCCCAGGUUUUUAACUAGUGUGUUAUAUUGUUUCAUCUGGAAUAAACAGCAGCAACAACGGAUAAUUACUUGUAACUGGGAACAGCCCCUCGAUGCUUGCAGAUCAUGUGAAAUAUGUUUUAGCAUGGCAGUCAGUAUGUCAGGCACUAUGCAGAGAGGUGUAUUAAUGAUGUAUUGGGAUACAGUGCAGAUCCUGGCCUAGAAGAGUUCUGGACGGUACAUUCGUACCUUCCAGACACACAUGCUUUGAAAGUCAUCCACAAGGCUUGAUCUGGUUAAGCAGUGCUGGCAACGUGACAGACUGCUGUAGUCAUCCUUGUCUUGGAAUUAAAUUGGCUGUGCUGUUGUGUGUUGUGUGAGAAAUACAAAACACUUCUGAAAUGUCCCCGGGGGGAGUUUCGUGCUAGGAAAGAGCCAUAUUGCAUCCCUUUGUUACAGAGUGUGAUAUUUGCUCCUCAGAAUGACGAUCCAUCACAUGUCUUCUGAUAGUUUCCACCCACAGUUAAAAAAAACUCUUCAAAAAGCUGUUGAAAUCAGACAGGUUAGCUGAAAGGUUACCAGCUCAGGUUUGCUUCUGCGCUGACAGACUAAAUCUGCUUCUGUUCUGAUCUUUAUCUGUAAUAUAAUUGAGGGUGAAUAAAUCCUGCUCUCUGCAUUGUCUUUUUACCAUAAACUGUGUGUGAGGAUUUUAGCAAUCAAGAGUUCAGUCCUUUUUUGAACAACGUGUUGAUAAAACAAUUUUGUAAGAACUCUUGAAUAUUCUGUGAACUCGUGCUUUCUUUCAACUUCAAGUUUUACUUCAAGUAAAACACUAGGGGUUUGGAAAUGUGUGGAGCUUCUUCAAAGCUUCUUUAAAUCUCCAAAGGCCCUUUAUCCUGUGUGUAACAAAUAUCAACAGAUCACAUUUUAGAAAGACACUGUGGUUGGUUUAAAUUAAACCCACAUAGACGAG